This is a messenger RNA of Nothobranchius furzeri (turquoise killifish), 5942 nucleotides long. It is a transcript of the gene arid4a, whose product is annotated as AT-rich interactive domain 4A. Gene Ontology annotation, molecular function: transcription cis-regulatory region binding. The record is from RefSeq and is a predicted model, not a curated record. NCBI's taxonomy places the organism in Eukaryota, Metazoa, Chordata, Actinopteri, Cyprinodontiformes, Nothobranchiidae. Gene Ontology annotation, biological process: regulation of transcription by RNA polymerase II. Gene Ontology annotation, cellular component: nucleus.
AUUUACCCGGAUAACACUUUACUUUGAUCUUUCGAAAUGGUGGCUGUUCUCGUGACAGAAAAAGGGGAGAGUGUCGGGAGGGAGCGGCUGUGUGUUUCAGGACGAACCCACUCGUGUUGAACUGAAUGGCAGUGAAGAAAUGUGAAGCCUUUGUGGAAGAGCCGCUUAUUAAAUAAAUAAAUUCGCAGCAGCUAGCCCCGUCCGAUGUCACAGGCUCCGGUUUCGGUGGAACCUUGUUUGAUGCCCAGAACCCAACGACAGCCUGAGCGGUAGCUAGUCGAGGUCGCUGUUGUGUGACAGUUUAAAUCGCUGUCUGAUGGUGAACUGGCUAGUUGAGACACCUCAUAGCCAACUAGCUAAAUGACGCUUUGGGCAGAACGAGGAAGCAAAGCCCGCUCGGUUCGCCUUCUGGUUGAACUCUGGGUCGGUGUUUGUUCGUUACGGUUCUCCCUCUACAGCGGGUUGCUGGGAUGGUGGUGUACGCGGUAAAGUUAGCCGAGCUAACUGACAUGGCGAGCUGUGAUGGCGACGUGACUCCGUUGCGUUGAGAACGGAGCGGGAAGUGGAAAGUGAUUUAAAAUCCUUCGAGCUGGACUCCCUGGACUAGCAGAGGAGAUGAAGGCAGCAGACGAGCCUGCCUGCCUGACAGUGGGGACAGAUGUCAGCGCCAAGUACAGAGGAGCAUUCUGUGAAGCCAAGAUCAAGACUGUUAAGCGCAUGGUCAAGGUCAAGGUGACUCUGAAAGGUGAAAGCACGUCUCAGGUGAUCCAGGACGACCAGGUGAAGGGACCCCUGAGGGUGGGUUCCACUGUGGAGGUGAGGACCAAUGAGGGUGUGUGCAGCGAGGCCACCAUCAGUAAGCUGACAGAUGCCAGUAUGUACACUGUGGUCUUUGAUGAUGGCGAUGAGAAGACUCUUCGACGAACGUCGCUGUGUCUGAAGGGGGAGAGACAUUUUGCAGUGAGUGAGACGCUGGACCAGCUGCCGCUGACGAACCCAGAGCAUUUUGGGACUCCAGUCAUUGGCAAGAAGUCCAACCGAGGCGGCCGACGGUCAUCCCAGGCUGUAGCCGAUGAGGAGAACGACAUGUCCUCCAGUGAUGAAGAGGAAGAAGAGAAGAAGAGGCUGACUGAUGAGCUGCUGGGACAAGUCUGCAGCAUUGAGAACUUGGAUGAGUCCGUCAACUGGUUCAUGGCUCUGAUGGUGUCUCCCAGCUGCAACGAAGAGCUGGUGUUGAAGAAGGAUCAGUGUCUGGUCAGAUCAUUCUACGAUGGGAAGUUUUACACCGUGGCGAGAAGACACGCCCACCUCAUCAACACUGUUAGUAUCAACAAGUUGGAGUUCUUUAACAGAAAAGGUUUUAAAGAGGCUCAGAUGUUCCUGAAGAGCAGAGAAGUUCCCGAUGUGUGGAAGAUGGAUAUGUGUCAGAUCCUAGACACGUCCUCCAGCGAAGAAGAUAAGGAUGACAAGGAAAGUGAAGAAGAGGAGGGCGACAACAACAAUGAUGGCAACGAGCAGCUGGAGGAGGAGGAGGAUGAAGAUGAAGACGAUGAGAAGAAGAAGUUCAUAAAGGAGGAGCCGGAGGAGGAAGCAGAUCCCGAGGAGAGGGAGAACUUCCUCCAGCAGCUUUAUAAAUUCAUGGAGGACAGAGGGACUCCUAUCAACAAGCCCCCUGUGCUUGGGUACAAAGACCUGAAUCUCUUCAAACUCUUCCGGCUGGUCUACCACCUGGGAGGCUGCCACAAGAUCGAGUCUGGCACCGUGUGGAAGCAGGUCUACAUGGAUCUGGGGAUCCCGGUUCUCAACUCUGCUGCAUCCUACAAUGUCAAGACCGCCUACAAGAAGUAUCUGUAUGGGUUUGAGGAGUAUUGUCACUCUGCCUCCAUAACCUUCAGAACCAUCCAUCACAACACGCCUCCACCCGCCGUGCUUCUGUCCAAUCAUAAGAGAGCACGGGCGGAGCUAAAAGAGUCUGCAGCACACGGGAAGGUGGAGCCUGCUGAUGACAAGCAGGAGGAGUCCGACUCGGACAGCGAGAGCGAAAAGGAGGUGAAGGAGAGACACUUAUCCCUGCGGGGGAGGAGGUGUGUGGGUGGUCGGCUCAGGCUGCCAAGGCCAGAACUCCCAGAUCAGGGAGAGAACAGUGAAGAACAGAACCGAGACUUGAGGAGGCGCAGCAGCAGACGGAUGGAUGACUCUGAAAAGGGGUCUGAUGAGGAGGAAGAAGAGGAUGAGGAGGAAGAAGAGGAUGAGGAGGAGGAUGAAAUGAGGAGAAACAGGAGUGAGGAUGAGGAGGAUGGAGACUCUGUGACGGGGACGAAGGUCAGAGUGAAGUAUGGCAGAGGAAAGACGCAAAAGAUAUAUGAAGCUCAUAUCAAGAAGGCGGACAAUGACAACGGAGAACAGUUUUACCUCGUUCACUACUAUGGCUGGAAUGUCAGGUACGACGAGUGGGUGAAGGCCGAUCGCAUCAUUUGGCCUGCAGAGAAGGGAACCAGGAGAACGCAAAGGAAGAAGGUGAAGAACAAAGAUGUUCCAGAGCGAGAGAGAGAAAAGGAUGAAGAGAAGCUGACUCCUUUGGGGGGAGUUAAGCCGACAGGCUUAAAGCGUGGACGACCCCAGAUCAGGACCCCUCCCACCAGCUCUGCUGGGCGCGGCAUCCUCAGAACCGGUGGUGGUGAAGGGCAGUCCAAUGGAAGGUUCACCAGGAUGGACUCGUCCAAUUUAGCCAAUGGAGACGACACGCCGCGCCGAAGAACCAGGAGAACGUCCAGCAUGUACGAAUCCGAUCAGGCAUCCAACGAAGAUUCUGGGAAUUCGUCGGUUGACAGCGAAACGGACGACCAGCCAGAAAAGAAUGAUCACUUGUUGCCAUGGCAAAAGUCCAGUCAGCCAGAGGAGGAGCAGGAGGACGCUGAGGAGGAAAUGGAGGUGAAGGAGGAGAUGGAGGAGUCCAGUGUUGUUGAACAUGCUGACAGCAGUCCAGUUGCCAUGGUAACUUCAGCACCGCUGUCAGCUGUUGCCAUACCUGGGUGUCCCAGCACACUUCAGGAGAAAGCUGAUGAAGAGUUGAGCCAGUCGGAGAGGAGAGAAGAGGCACAGGGGGCGGACCCAUUUGGAGAGUCCUCUAUGAUGUCACCUGACCUGGACAGAGACAGCCGAACGUGUCCAGUGCCGUCCACCGCGUCUGUGCAGUGUCAAAACAAGAUGUCACCUGGACAGGAAGUGCUCCACGAGACGGCUCUUCACAUGAUUAUCCUGCAGGGUGAGGCAGCAACUUCACCCCGUACCACAGAAGACAGCAGCCACUCCUCGCCUCAAGCCUCCCCCAGGGUCAAAGGUCGCAGGCCCAACCUUAGGGAGGCAGGCUCUGAGACUUUUCCACUCAUCCCUUUUUGCAACAUCAGCCCCCCCAACCUCUCCCCCUGCACCCCCCAGGCAGCAGUGCUGUCUGCUGCUUCUCGUAGCAUCCUCAAGAGACAGGAUGAGCCAAUGGUGGUUCUCCACUGUCUCUCCUCUCAGCACCUCCUCCCCAAGUCAUCUUCUGCUGCCAAUUCUGACACUGACUCUGCCACUGAGGAGGAGGUGGUGGGGGAGGGCGGAGGACCGGAGCCGUCUCCCCAGGAGAGGUUGAAACAAAAAUCAGAGCAGAGUCCGGCGGACAAAAAGGAGAGGAUACCUGAGGACGUCUCCCCCAAAAAUACUGCUACUGCCAAAGCUCUCGUCUCACCCCCUCACCCUGAGAGGAGGAGUGAUGUGGGAGUGAGAGCAAACAACCUCCCCCACCCAGUAGAGGCUCCUCAGAGCAAUCAGGCAGAGGAGCACCCUGAUGAGGAACCUGAGGUGCAUGCUGGGAGUCCACCACCUGUUCCCGAGGUUCCAGCCCCCGUCCCAGUAGAGGAGCUGGAGCCACAGAUCGGCCCCGAGGCUCUGGUUUGCCAUGAGGUGGACCUCGAUGACCCAGAUGAUAAGGAGAAGCCCAGCUCCUCGUCAGAUCACCUUCUAAUGCUGAGGGAGCAGCAAGAGGCCCUGCCCCCCCUUCCCCUUGUUGUCCACUCCUGCCUUACCCCCCACAGCAGCCCCCACCCCCCACAGCCUCAGGUUAGGCCCUUCCUUCUAGCUCCAAAACCCAACACCUGUCCCAAGGAGCACCACUCCGUCAACGAGGCCACCGAGGAGGAGCAGGGAGCAGCCAGGGGGGAGCUGGAGGGAGACUUCAGCCCCGGGUUUGAAGGUAGCGCCUCCUCCUCCACCACCUCCCUUCUGUCUCUGCAGGAGAACAAGGACAGAGGUCAGAAGAGGGUGAGCGACUGCAGCUCGAGUCCGUCUGCCAAAAAACACAAACGCAGCCAGAAACGGCCGCACGCCGCAGCCAAGGUGGACAAGAACGGAGCAGGUCACAGCAGCGACAGCGAAGACCAGUCCCGUCUCCUGUCCCUAUCCAAACCUCACAAGUCUCGUUGUCCAGGUCUGUCGCCUCCAUCUGCUCACAGUAAAGACAAACAGAGCCCCCCUCCUCAUCAACGCUCCUACAAGUGGACCCUCCAGCUCGAUGAGCUGGACAGCAUGUCGAGCGCUGAGAGGAUCUCCUUCCUGCAGGAGAAGCUGCAGGAGAUGAAGAAGUACUACAUGAGUCUGAAGUCUGAGGUAGCCUCCAUCGACAGACGCAGGAAAAGACUAAAAAAGAAGGAACGAGAAGUGUCCAACACAACAGCAUCGACCUCUUCGGGCUCCUCGGACACCGGCAUGAGCCCCUCCUCAGCCUCACCCACCCAGAACACCGUGGCUGUGGAGUGCAGGUGAUGACACGCCCAACAACCACGCCGCAGGCUCCACCCACUCUGAUAGACUAAUGGGGCCGUGUGUAACGAUGCUCCUGUGAGCUGGGACUGAUGCAGUGGCUGAUGGGAGCUCUGGAGAAGGCCUCGUCCCUUUACCUGAAGACACACUUCCUGUUUGAGGAGGAUUAUGUGAGCUCGCUGGUUUUUUGAACUGUUGCGAAACUUUCCCUUUUUUUUUUUUUUCCUUCCCUGUUCCCCAGCAGGAUGUCCGCUCCGCUUUUCCACCUCUGAGCACAUGGAUGGGUCAUUUGGUUCCGAUACAUUUCCUGAUUCCUUCCAUUACACCACUUGCCUCUACAUGAACUGGAGCUCGUUCUGAUUCUCACCGGCGAGUCUCAAAUUUUAAAUAAAACAUUUAUUUUUCUCUCAAGGAAGUAAAAAAAAAACUGUCCAGAUCGUUUCAUUCUCUCUGAAGUUAAAACUGCAUCAUUUAGGAAGUCGGAUUGAAGGAAGUCUUAAAAUGAAAAACUAUUAAUUUAUGAAACAGUCCUUUUAGCUGAAUACCCCUGACACACACACACACACACACACACCUCGCCACGCUUCUUCACAUUGACAGGUGGAAUGUCAUUAGUUCCGGUGAUGACUUCUGCGUUUCCUUGUUCUGACUGUAAAUGCACUUAUGAGCGUGUGACUGUGGAAUCCUCUGGAGGUUGUUGUUUAUUUUUGUGUUGUUCUGAGCCCGACCCGACCCACAGCUUUGGUUCUGAUUUUGUACUGUUUUCUCAUGAAGCUCCUCCUGCUGCUCUCGUUUCUUUUCCUCUUCCUGUCCUGUUUAUCUGGCUCAGACAGAAGCUGCUGCAGCUCAACGUGUUUAUUUUGUACAGAAACUGCUGAGAACAGAGUAAAUCCACCUGAAUCUGAGAAUUAGAUUUUACACACUGCAAAAACCAAUUUCUAAUAUUUUCUAAGAGAAGACUCUUUGUACUGUAGUAUUAUAAACUCCUCCGCUGUAUUUUCUUUCUUUGUGUUUAGCUGGCUUUGGUUUUGGAGCCAGCAUGUAAAUACAGAAACACACACUUUGAACAGAAGCCAUGGUGUGUGUGUGUGCCUGCGUGAGUGUGUACACUCUCUCUGUUUCUAAUAAAGUUUUUAACCAUG